This is a messenger RNA of Phytophthora nicotianae INRA-310, 573 nucleotides long. RefSeq lists its product as hypothetical. The record is from RefSeq and is a predicted model, not a curated record. Bases 1 to 573 code for a protein of 190 amino acids. The transcript is spliced from 2 exons. Lineage: Eukaryota; Oomycota; Peronosporomycetes; Peronosporales; Peronosporaceae.
AUGGGGGCUCACACACAGAGCAGGGCACUUACCCGAACGUGGACGGCUGGGUAUCCCGACUCCAAGCUCGAUACCCGAACUCGGCUCGAAAACGAAAUCGCCACUGGUGCAUACACUACUCCAUCAUUGAUCACGGUUUGGCUUGGUACCAAUGAUGCGGCGCUGGUGAAUGGUAGCAGCUCGGAGAUGCACGUUCCGAUCGAAGAGUACAAGGACAACUUGAGCCAGAUUGUCCGUGGAUUCCAGAACGCUGCUCCUGAUGCUGAAAUCUUGCUUAUCAGUCCAGCUCAUAUCGGUGAAGAUGCCAGAGUCAAGGCAGCUGCCGAGCGUACCGACGCUAAGCGAGGAAUGGUGGAUCGUCCGAAUGCCGCUACUGGAGACUACGCUCGUGCUUGUGUGGAGGUCGCCAAUGAACUGAAUGUGUCAGUGCUGGACUUGUAUGAGCAUUUCAAUGCCAUGCCAGUAGAAACGCAAACGACAAUGCUGUCAGAUGGUAUUACUUUACCGUGGAGGGCAAUGAAACAAUCGACUCACAAUUCCAAAGCUAGAUCACCUCCGAUUUCCCCGCUUUGA